Molecule: messenger RNA, 1736 nt
Organism: Trichoderma asperellum CBS 433.97
Lineage: Eukaryota; Fungi; Ascomycota; Sordariomycetes; Hypocreales; Hypocreaceae
Source: RefSeq, a predicted model, not a curated record
GCUAAAUGGAGCACGAACAAGGUCUCCGAAGGACACACCUUCGACCGCUUCCACCAACUCUGUCUCAGAGUCGCAAGACGACACUGCGAGUAAUACAGGCCCAGCAUCUAUGGUGCAUAUGCUAGGUUACAUGUACGCGAAGAAUGAUGCGCUCUUUGGCAGUAUCAUGCUAGUUAUCCAAGCCUCUCGUGCUGUCUCACCACGGCCUUAUACGGACAUGCUUUUAAAAAACUUCUUCGAUAAUGUCAACCACCACUAUGGGAUUUUACACCAGCCAUCUUUCAUGGCCGUCUACGUCGACUGGUGGUCUGAACGCCGCGAUGCUCAAAGCUUACGCCGCCCGUCAGCCGUGGCACUCACUUGCCUGAUACUUCGCAUCUGUGCAAACUCUACGCAGUUUCUGUCGCCACAUGCUUCGUCGCAGCUUGAAAUAGAUCUAGGUGACUCCACCCAAAAUUUGAGCAAGACAUACCAUGAUGCUGCGCAAAUUAUCAGUAGCUUUUUAUCUCCAGGAACCGGCGGCCUUCUCAUUGCGCAGCAACUUUUUCUAGCUGCCACAUGGCAUAAGGGACAGGCCGAUUUUGUUAAGUCAUGGCAUGAGCUUGGUGCUGCCGUGAGGCAAUCCCAAGAAAUCGGAAUCCACAGGGACGUUUUUUCUGAUGAGAUGAAUGAAUUCGACCUGGAAAUCAGACGAAGGCUAUGGUGCGCCUUAUACACUUGGGAUAGCUUUAAUCGUCCUCCGAUAAUCCAAUCAGAAGCUCCUGUUCCGCUCCCCAAUCCUGGUUUAGACCAGUCUGGAGCUGAUCCAAACGCUCCAUCCUACAUUGUCGCUAAGAUAUUGGAGUGUCAGCUUGCCAGGCAGUUGGGAGAAGGGGACCGUGUUGACAGAUCGAACCUACAAAGCAAGAUCGCCUGUGUGGAAAAAUGGAUGUUGUCUUUACCACCAGUAUUCAGUAUUGUCAACCCAGACAAGUGUUGGGACGGCAGCUAUAUGACGCAAGUGAUACUUGUACGGUCCAUUCUGACCUCAUGUCAAAUAUUCUCGACGACAAAUCAUCUUGAAACUGGACUUGAUUCGGAAACCACGAUGUUAAUACAUCAGGUCGUCAACCUUAGUCUGAAGGCUAUGUCUAUUAGUAAAGACACUUUUGACUUUUGCUUUCCACAACAAGCAAAAUACUACAUGGUCGCCUUUUGCCCUUUCGACAAUGCAGCGCUAUUAAGUUCUUUGCUGAUACACGAUGUUAAUGGCACAGUGAUCCCUCGACGAUCGGAAGUUAUUUACGCCAUUGGACAAGCGUUACAUAUUUCUCACCGGCUGCGCGGUUGCACGAAGAUGGGCGACAUCACAUGGAGCAUUCUCUCAACACUCAAGAGGCGUAUUAAUUUAUAUCCGACGGAAAAGAUCGUACUCGAGGAGCUAAAGAGCAUUGGCAAAGCCAAUAUCACCACACAGGCUCUGAACAGCAUUCUUGAACCAGCAAACGAUGACUUGUUUCAUUCGAUCAAUGAGUCAAGUAGCCAUUUGCACUCUGAGUCGCACGAGGGAUUGCGAUCUGUAGAAAACAUCUUGGCGGCAGAUGAUUCCGAGUUUUUGGAAAUGGACUUGGGCAUUCUGGACGGAGUUUGGAACUGGGACAGAGUGGGGCUUUAUUGAUGCUAUGCGUGCAUUUUGAUUUAUCCCAUUGCGGAUUUGAGGCAGAGAAAGAGCUCUAUAGAGAUCUCAUGGGCGAGCG